This is a messenger RNA of Carica papaya (papaya), 1009 nucleotides long. NCBI's taxonomy places the organism in Eukaryota, Viridiplantae, Streptophyta, Magnoliopsida, Brassicales, Caricaceae. The record is from RefSeq and is a predicted model, not a curated record.
UUCAUCAACCACCCAAAUUUCAUGCCAUUGCUGUAAACAUCUGUCAACAACCACAACCGACGAGGAAAAGUGAAAGAAACAAGGAGAGGAACAAGAAGAAGAAGGACAAAUAUAGUAAAGCGGCAAAAAAUUGAGAGCCAUGGAAGAGGCGGAAGAGAGGUUCGAAGACGCCACAACAACGGCUCUCUCGGCGAUUACAGAGGCGUUUGAGGAUCUGGCAGAGGUGGUGGAGGAUGACACGGAGGAGGAAGAGCUCAGAGUUGAUACCUUCUGCCAAGCGUGUAGUCUUGUGUCUGUUCUAUUUGGCUGUCUUGGCCUUGCUUUCAAGUUCGCGGAGUUGGAGUACUUCUCCAAGGUGCGGGAUCUGAUGGAAGCGUCCAAAACCUUUGAGACUUUACGAGAAAUUCUUGACCUGGAUGUCGCCAACGAUACAGUGAAAGUGUCGGGAAGCCAUUCGCGUAACCUGCGCCGGCUUAGGCAGGGUCUGGACCUCAUCAGAGUUCUCUUUGAACAAUUCUUAUCAACAGACGAUUACUCUUUAAAGGACGCAGCAUCAACAGCUUAUGCUCAAGUUUGUGCACCUUAUCACACAUGGGCAGUCAGGACGGCGGUUGCUGCCGGAAUGUAUACACUUCCAACAAGGGACCAACUGCUGCUCAAGCUUAACGAAACUGGUGAGAAUGGAAUUUCAGCUCUUUGCCUUAGUUUCCUACAAGUUUCAAUCAAGUCUAUAAAGUAUAUAUGUAUAUAUGUUUUUUUGUUGGGCAGUUUCACCCUCCCCGACUACGAUGGCGGCAAGGAUACCGUCGUAGAAGGUCUCGACGUCCAUGUCGGCCUUGUCAGAUUCGACGACCACGACGCUCUCGCCCUUGGAGAGUUUGUCGCCCUCGGAUUUGACCCAGGAAACGAUCUUUCCCUCGGUCAUGGUGGAGGAGAGGGCGGGCAUGAAGAUCUCCCUGAUCUUGGAUUCGACGGUGAGGGUCCCACGGCGAGGUCGGGUGGGAAAUGA